Polychytrium aggregatum is the source of this 2165-nucleotide messenger RNA. RefSeq lists its product as uncharacterized. NCBI's taxonomy places the organism in Eukaryota, Fungi, Chytridiomycota, Chytridiomycetes, Polychytriales. The record is from RefSeq and is a predicted model, not a curated record. Bases 1 to 1899 code for a protein of 632 amino acids. The transcript has 13 exons.
AUGCCUGCAAGCGCUUGCAAAGUGCUGCAUGCCGUCCUCGCGUGCGCUCUGUCCUGCGUUGGACAGGGUCACAAGAUGCAGAGCAGGAGUAGCCGUCGUCAUGGCCAGAGGCAGAGACCGGCCUGCAAAGAAUAUGGAUGCGCAGACAGGGCCACCCUGUUGCACAUGAGCGUCAAUGCCAGCGCAGAGCUGCCGUUCUCCCGGGCUCUCAUGAGCACACCACCCGUCCGCACGGGAUAUGCCGGCAUGUGCUGUUACCCCACCCAUCAAGAGUGCCCCGUGUCUCCGGGAUUCCUCCCAGUGGUCAUGAAUCGGGAUUCGCGGUUCGAGAGCAGAAGCCAACAGCCCAGUCCAGCGCCGUCGGCCAUCCGGUCAUCACUGAUGCCAAGCCGGCUUCCCCUCCCAGACGCCGAUGCGUGGACCGACAUCACAUCCAGCGCCGGGGGCUAUUUUAACGAGGAUCACGCCGACAGCGUCCACGGAGCCAGCGACAUACACAACGACAUCGAUCUUCAUCACGGCCACGACCGCGACAGCGACAACACCGAUGACGAUGAUGUCGACGAAGACGGACUCGCCAUCAAUGACUACCGGGGACUUUGCCAUGUCCAAGACAGACGUCCAGCAACACGAACCAGCAGACUCGGCAGCGGCAAUGGGCGACAAGCCGAGGAACACAUUGCCCGGGCGCUGGAGCCACAAACCCACACUCAUCAGGAUCCCACGCUACAACAGCAGUUGGGCCCUGCAGAGAAAGCAGAGAACGACGCCCUGGCCGAAAAGAUUCGCCAAGGGCUCUCAAAAAUCAAGCAUCUGGACGAAAUACUGAAGCAAAAGACAUUGCUGGCAAAGUCGCUUUCGGUUUCAUCACGGAACUCGGCAACACCAGCCCAGACGGUCGACGACGACGGCUGUGUCGACGACUGCGAGGACACCGAGUCGCUCUACAGCGACGGCUCUUCCCUUCAGGACAAGCUCGAGACUGGCAGCGUCCAGAGCCGAGACAUCAAGACGUUUAUCACCAACGCCAAGCUCACCCGCAUCCCAGGCAAGAUCCGCACAGUCGAGAACGGCGCGGCGAACCAUGAGCAUCCCGAACAGAACCUGUCUGCAGCCAAGGCGCCCUUGCCCAAGGGAUACAGACCCGGCGACUUUAUCCAGAGAAACAUUGUGCUCGGACCAGAGGCCCGCUACUACUGUGCCAUGACGGAGGAGGAGCGUGCUCGGGUGGAAUCCAUCCUCGACAACCACGAGGACGACGACGACUUCCCAGACGAUGCAUCAUCGGCGCCCUCGACGUCCCAUGCGGCUGCACUCGCAACUCCCACCCGUCCCGCCACCACACUUUCCUCAGGAUUUGCGCCACUGCCCAAGGAUCGCGACAAGCUCAUCGAGAUUGACCACCGUCUCUCCGAACUGAUUCCGUCCAUCCAGUGGGACCUCAAGUCCAUCAUCUGGAGCCGAGCUCCGACGAGCGGGUACAUGACUCCAGACGCCAGCGUCUCGGCAACCGUCUCGGACGUGUCGGAGAUCACAGCGCCGUCGCCAGGGUUCCGGGUCGAGACUUCCUGUGGUCACAGCUCGGUCAUCAGCAUCCGUGAUGUUGACGAGGUCAUGAACGACGUCAGCAUCUACAAAAUCGACAAGAUCUCAUCCGAGCGCGACGUGGAGCGGAUCCAGAAGAUCGACAGCGAUAUCGAGGCCUUGAAGACGCAUGAGCCGCGACCCAUCACCCAAGAGGAGUUGUACUCGUUCAUUGCCGAAUGCGUUGCCUCCGACCAAACAUGCUUCGAGCAGUCGCCCACCCGGCGCUGGGUGUACGAGCACGCACAGACAGCGACCUCUGCGCCAACCAGAGGCGUCAGUCGAGGCGAAGAGAUUGGCACAGUCACCUCAUGAUCGGGAAAGAAUGUCAUCGGACGGAUGCUCUAGGCUGUUUGGCAUCAGCCAUUAGUGCCAAGUUCUACACACCACUCGUCGGAGGGACGAUAGAAGGAUUCCGUUGGGAUGAAAGGAAUGGUAUUUCAUAGCUUGGAUAGGAUGGCAACAUGAUGUUCAAGGACCCAACUGCCCUCCGCCCCCCCCCUCAAAAAAUCAGGAAAAUACAACAAAGAAUUGUGAGGGAGGGGAGCCCCCGCAAAUCGCUGAUAGCUACGAUAUGCUUC